AUGGGCUCCAUUUUUGACAGUGCGCGCGGACCUCCCGAAAAUACGUACACAAGCCACUUUUUGGAAACCCAAUCGGCGGAUGAAGACUCGCGUCCACUUCAGCUGGGCUCGAUCAACAUAUUGUGCACUUCAGGCAUGCAGGCACACGAGUUUGCGGCCGUGUGCUCGGCGAUGGCAGUGGCUCAGACAACGAAGAGCGUUUCUUUGAGACUCGAAAACUUUCCGCGCCGAAACAUGCCCAGCACACAUUGGUGGAAAUGGGUGGCAUACGCGUUCUUCUCAAAGCGAGCUCGUGCUUGCUCUACCGUCGAGACUCUCACUCUCACCUUUAUUGUCCUUAUGGAUACGGAGGACAUCGAGAGGUUUGUGUCGGUUUUAACUUCGGAUCAUCCUUAACAAGAGUUGUUUGGCACUCCGCCAGGCCAAGUUGAAGACGGGGAUGUAGUGUUGAAGAGUGGUGCAGCAGUUCGUUGGGAAUUUUAUAACAGAGGCGAGCCCCGAGAAGUAUCGCUCCCUUUAGUUUUCGAGACGCCUGUAUACUCCGUUCGAACAUUUUCGGACGAUGGAGAAAGCGAGUGGGUGAACGCGCUGGUUCCUGGCUUUGGGAGAUGCCACGUGCGACGAACCGACCUCGAUCUCGAAAGUCCCACGUCAGUCACU
Messenger RNA from Phytophthora sojae, 660 nucleotides. RefSeq lists its product as hypothetical. The record is from RefSeq and is a predicted model, not a curated record. The transcript has a single exon. The coding region runs from base 1 to 396 and encodes 131 amino acids. NCBI's taxonomy places the organism in Eukaryota, Oomycota, Peronosporomycetes, Peronosporales, Peronosporaceae.